AUGGUUCGAAAACUGAAGCAUCAUGAGCAGAAACUGCUGAAGAAAGUCGACUUUUUAGACUGGAAGCAGGACCAAGGGCAUAGGGACACUCAGGUGAUGGCUAAAUAUCAUCUUCAGAAAAGAGAAGAUUAUCAUAAGUACAAUAAAAUCUGUGGAGAGAUUCGAAAACUAGCAAGAAAGUUGUCUCUUUUGCAGCCAAAUGAUCCUUUCAGAAUCAAACACGAACAACUCUUAUUAGACAAGCUUUAUUCUAUGGGAGUUUUGGAAAGUAAGUCAAAAAUUAGUGAUCUAGAGAACAAAGUAAUGGUAAGCUCAUUCUGUCGAAGAAGAAUAGGAGUUGUGAUGUUUCGUCUCAAGAUGGCACAAUCGAUUAAAGAUGCAGUAACAUUCAUUGAGCAAGGGCACGUCAGAGUUGGACCCAAUGUUAUCACCGAUCCAGCCUACUUGGUAACACGGCAGAUGGAAGAUUACCUGACUUGGGUUGAUAGUUCUAAAAUCAAACAAAACCUGCUCAAGUUUAGAAAUAAGGUGGAUGAUUUUGACUUCAGUUAA
This is a messenger RNA of Komagataella phaffii GS115, 552 nucleotides long. Its product is annotated as Component of the SSU processome, which is required for pre-18S rRNA processing. Gene Ontology annotation, cellular component: small ribosomal subunit; Mpp10 complex; small-subunit processome. The record is from RefSeq and is a predicted model, not a curated record. Lineage: Eukaryota; Fungi; Ascomycota; Pichiomycetes; Pichiales; Pichiaceae. Gene Ontology annotation, molecular function: snoRNA binding; structural constituent of ribosome; rRNA binding. The transcript has a single exon. Bases 1 to 552 code for a protein of 183 amino acids. Gene Ontology annotation, biological process: rRNA processing.